AUGAAAGCCUCCAGCCGCGAGUGGCUUGGAGGGGUGGUGGACCUCUUGGCCGAUGCCGCCAAGCGGCUCGUGGCGGAAGCGGGGCGGCUCCGCGGGGCCAAGAGCAAGGAGAGGUGCCGUGGAAGGCUUGGAGAGGAGAAGUCGGACGCCUCGGCCAAGGCGCUGCGCAACGUCUGCAAGGUCUCGGCUUUCUUUCUGCGUUGGACCUGCGAGCGCCUCCUCUCCGCCGCCAAGAAGCGGCCGGGCCGCACGCGUCGCGGCAAGGCAGAGCAGCAAGCGGCAGCCGAGGAGGCCAAGGAGGCGUCAAAGGCGCUGGAGCGACAACGAGCACUAGCCCUCAAUGAGCUUCAUGGCUUGUUGGCACGAGGACCGGGGGACCAGGGCUUUGGCUCAGAAAUCCAGACCCACGCUGGAGCCUUGUCGUCACUCUUUGCCACUGGCUUUGGCUGGCGAAAUGCCCAUCCCAUCGACCCAAUGACUUGGAAGGAGCGAUGCCUUGGCUCUGGCUCAGCGACCCUGCUGCGUGGCAACAAGUGGCUGGCCUUAAAGGGCAAGGAGACCAAGCAGGCGGCCUUGCAGUGCAUCGCCGUACCCCUCUUGCAGGAAGGUCAGCAGCACUCCAACCUCUUAGUGGCAACUGUGUCGAAGCUCUUACACGGAUUAAGAGGUGCUGAAGGAACGGCUGCCUUUGCGGCGGAAUGCCUGCUGCAAGCGCACACCACACCGCUUCCUCGGCUUUUCUUGGUGGAACUCACACAGCAUUGUACCGCCCAAGAGCUCACCUCGCAGGGAGCUUUUCAGAGGUCCUUGGCGGCCUUUCUGGUGGCCCUCUCCGAACGGUUGCCUCAUGUUGUUUUGGCCAACAUCUCAGUGCUCCUUCCACUCUUGGACGUCGAUUGCUACCCCAUUCGACAGGCCAUUGUGGAGAGCAUCGGCCAGCUCUUAGCAGCCGAAGGCAGACAGCUACCCAGUGGUGCUCAUGCAGCACAGCCAGAGGAAGAGGGGGGAGAGGACCCGCGACACAUAGAACUGAUUGCAGAGCUCGAGACGCUCUUCACGCGAUUCUUGGACAAGAGUGUUUGGGUCCGAUAUCGUGUCUUACAGACCUUGAACAACUUGGCCUCCAACAACGGCUUGCCCAGGGAGCUCUGGCCCAGAGUCUUGGACUUGGCGAUUCGGAGGAUGCAGGACACGGCCAGCAUGUCCAGGAAGGCGGCGAUGCAGCUGGUGAGGAAGCUCGUGGAGUUCCACCCCUAUGGUCCCGCGCUGAAGGGCUCGGGAGACGAGCGGGCCAAGGCGGAGAAGCUCUUGAACGAGAUCCAGGAGCGGCUGAAGAAGCUCAAGGCCGAGGAGCUGGCCGAGCUCGAAGGCGCCGAGCUCGAAGGCGCCGAGCUCGAGGCCGCCGAGCCGGCGGAGAAGCGGCGGCGCUGCAAGGGCAAGACGGAGACCGACGUGAGCAUCGCGAGGGAGGUGGACAAGGACCUGAACGCGCAGGGCGAAGACGAGGAGCCCACCGAGGACAAUGCCACCGGUCGGCACGUGGCGCGUGAGAAGCAACGCGAGGCCUUGCAACGGAUGGAGCAGUGCUACGCACAGCGCGUGCACUUCGUAGAGCUUUUGGAUGCUGCUGAGGCCCGGCUGCGCGCGCUGCUGGGCUCCAAGACCGCCACCGACGUGACCGAGGCCAUCGGCGUCGUGGUGGAGCUGCGCCUCCGAGGCGUCCCUGCAGCGGCCAAAGCCUUUCACCAAGUCUUGGGACUCGUGUGGAGUCGCCAUGCCCCCAUCAAGGACGCUGCCGUGGAUGCGUUCUAUCGGAUGCACUUGGAAGGGCGGGAUGUGGCGUCGGCUGCGCAGGCGAUGCUGGAUAUUUACAAGGAUGGGUUCAGCUCCGGCACACUCACCCACACGCAUUUGGCCAGCGUUCAGGAGCUGAUCCAACAGGCCGCAGAGAAGGAGCUGAUCGUCGCAUCGCAGGUGAUCCCCACGAUGCUGAGCGCGCUGAGCGAGCCGGGUAGCGCGCCCUGCGCACUACGCGCACUGACUGCACUGAGCGCCUCGGGGCACGAGGCUCUGAGCAAGGCCAUGCCGAAGCUGCAGGAGUUUGUGGUGCAGAGAUCUGGAAGUCCCGCAGAGCGGCUGGAGAGCUGCCGCCUCGUCUGCCAGCUACUGCUGCGGUUCUUGGGCAGUGCGAAGACCGCUGUGGCGGACAGCACCGUGGCGCGGCUCUGCGCUGUGUCUCAAGAGUGCUCUUGCGUGGUGGUGCAGCACUUUGUGAAGGGGGACAUCUCUCCACAGUGGUUCCCUGCUGCCAUGUGUGCGAUGGACCCGCCGGCGGAUGCUGCGCAUCGCUCCCCAGACAAGGCGCGUCCGAGCGGAGAGUUGGCGGGAAAGAGCGGUCCGGUCAGUUUGCGGAGGGUCUGGGAAAACAUCUUCAAUCGCAUGAUCUGCGGCAUUCUGGGAGGCCAGUCGGAGGGCGCCGCUUGGAAGCAAGACGUCCAAGACGAUGGAGAGAUUGAGGCCGGUUUGGGCACGACAGGUGUUUGGUUGGUUCUUUUCUUUUGCAGCGCCGGAAUGAGCCACGGCUUUCAUGACCCGACCGGGGCCACGUGGUUUGUCAAGAUGCAGAUGCUGCGUAUCUAUGCCUUCCUUAGCCUGGCAUCGUUGAUUCCGGAGAGUGUAGCUGGCGCCCGCACGCGCGAGCUGCACGAUUCGGCGGCCGGAGUGGAGAAUGGCCAAAGGCGUGGGAAUUCGAGUGGAAUGACAGAAGGAUGCCGAAGGGACAAGACUUGCGAUGUCUAUGAUUGUCAUACAGUGACGAUUCCCAGUGUUUCGGAGAUCACCGAGCUCAAUGACAAGCUGCAGGAGAUCCAUGAGCAUACGCUCGGCAGCCACCAGGUCCUCACUCAUCGAGAAAGCCUGAUCCUCAGGACCUCUUUGCGAUUGGCGAUGUUGGCCUACGGGCGAAAUGAUGGCAAGGGCUUGUCAUAUCAUGAGUUGAGAACAGAAAAGGAGGUCUCUAUGCUGGAGCUGCAGUUCAAAAGCUUUCGCCACAAAGAGCACAAGACGGAUGACACCGCCCACCUGGUGGCUUAUCUCUUCAAGGUGCAAGGGUCUGAAGGGCCUGGGGUUGGCAUCGCUUUGAGCUACAAAGGCUCCACGAACCUGGCCGAUUGGAAAGCCAAUAUGGCCACCUGGCCCAGAUCCAUGUUUCCCACGAUCCCGGAGUUGAAGAAUGUGAAGGUCCACCGUGGCUUCUUGGCACACAAGCGGCGCCUGGAUGCCCGAAUGUCUGAUGCACCAAUGGCUCCGCUGAAGACCACGCUGGCGAAGUGGGGAGUGGAGACCAGCGCGAAGAGCUUCAGGGAGUUCUUGCUCGCUGGCCAGUGGUCCUGGCUCCUGACUGUGGGUCAUAGCUUGGGUGGUGCCAUGGCAGCGAUCAGCGGCCUGGAACUGGCAGUGCACACCUCCCGCGCUGGACAGCAGAAACAGGUGCACGUGGUGGGUGUGGGGACGGCCAUCCCUGGGAACCAGAAGUUUUCGGAUGCCAUGGACGGCUUCAUCACACCCAAGGGUGGUUUGCGCAUCGCCAACGACGGGGACAACAUCCCCUUCAUGGGCUACGGACUGGUUUGGCUGUGGCGUUCCACGCGUGUGGUGCAUGGCUAUGAGUGGAUCUUGCCACACUUGGCUCGAAAGCGGCUCAAGAAAUUGAAGAUGCAUAUCCAGUACGAUAUCUUCGAUUGGGCCACAAAACCAGCACGCUUUGUUUUCCCAAAGGUGGGACAGAGUUACACGUCCAAAGCUCAGCAGUUGGGUUCCUACACCGACAAAGCACUGGGCGUGAAGCCGGUGGCCGUGCCGCAACUGGGCGCCGUGGCCUUCGUGGCGGGACAUUUGGCCCUCAGGAUGCUCAUUUUCCUCGAGGGCUUGCAAUCGGCCUUGAAGAGGAAGAGAAUGGCUCAAGAGGAGGCGAAAAUGGCCGAGCAACGUGAAAAGACCAAGGAGAAGAAGGUGGAGAAGGCCGAGACGUCCAUGGGCGGAGUGGGCUUGGAGGAGCGCGAAGCCGAGGCUUUUGCACAGCUGGCUGAGAGCGGACUUCUCUACAGCAAUCGCUUACUGGAUCGGGUGAAACCUCUUCUGUUUGCCUGCCUCUUGGACAAGGAGCUUCGGGGAUAUCCUUUGAUUCGGCGCGUGGGUGCCAUCAGCCUUUGCAAGUUUAUGACCGUCUCCAAGCGCUUCUGCGAGGAGAAUCUGCAGCUCCUCUUCUCCGUUCUCUUUCCGCGCAACGGCAAGAGCCAACUCUCCGGCGCCACGCAGGAUGCCUUUGCAGAAGGAGGAUUGCUGGAGGACCUGACGCUACGGCAAUCCCUGCUGGUGGCUGUGGGGGAUUUGCUGUUCCGGCAUCCCAACGUGGUGGAACCCUGGACGGGGCGGCUCUACGCCACGCUGAGCGCUCCGGCGGAGGAGACGGGCAGCGCGGUGGAUCUGCGGCUGACGGCACUGCUGGUGCUCACGCAUUUGGUGCUGAACGACAUGAUGAAGCCUCGUCCAGUGUUGCUGAUUCGGGCUCUUUGGCUUACGGCCUGUAAACACGAGGCGACCGCCCGGGUGGCGCGAAUCCUCUUCCAGGAGCUUGCCAAGCGAAGCACGAACGUGGUCUACAACUUGCUCCCAGAGAUUGUCGCCCGCUUGCCGGAGCAUGUGGAGCCCGGCGUCGAAGGGGGUGCAGUCGCGCGAGUCCAAUACAUCAUGCAAUUUGUGGAGAAGGAGAAGCACAUCGAGGGCCUCAUCGAGAAGUUCACGCUGCGCUUGGAGCAAUGCGCCAGUGGCGCCGGCGCCGCCGACGCCGAGGCCCAGGAGGAUGGCGAAGCCGCAAGCCCCGCGAGAGUGGAGGAGCAGUGGACGGACGGAUGUCGAGAGUGGAGGGACACGGUGGCUUGCCUGGCCCAUGCCUUGGGUGCGAUGAGCCUUUCAGAUCGAUGCGUCUUGCGGCUGCAUGACGUGGUGGUGACCCGGAAGGCCUUGAACUUGGCCCUCUCCUACUAUCCGGUGGCGCGAGAAUGCCUGCUGGCGGUCGUGGAGCCGCGGUCAGGGAUGGGAUAUGAUGGGAUGUUUAGUGAUCGGUUUGCCUUGGAGAAGGCUCGGAAGCCGCGCGGCAAGGGUGAGGAGGAGCCGAAGGCGGAUGGAGCUGGCGAUGGAGCUGCAGGUGGGAAAGCAGGCUCAGCGGCGCAAGCUGCUUUGGAUGCCAUGGAGCAGUUGGUGAAUACCUUGGCGCACGGCAAAGAGGAUCUGCAAGCCAUGCAGCAGAUUGUGGAGAUGAUUUGUUUGAAAGAGGCCCCAGUGGUGUUCACCUUCAUGGACGUCACUUCAAAGUUCAUCGAUGAGGACCAGGUGACCUUGAAGAGCAACUACGACUUCAUUCUGCGGUGGGUGUCGGUUGAUUCAGAAGACAUGGUGGUCAUGGUGGAGCGCGCGUUUGCUACAUCCUCACAGCCCAGCAGCCGUUUGGCGUGGGACUACGACAAAGAUGACUGGGUCAUCGUACCUGGUCUGAUUUCAGGCAUCUGGAAUGAAUUGCCUGAAGGCACCAUGAGCUUCCCCACUUUUUGGCGCAUUGCCAGGAAGCAUCUGAGGCAUUACAAGCCUGCGGCAACCAUCAACGACUAUUGCACAUAUUGCAUGGACCUCAAAAAGCAAAUUCUGCCUUCAACAGAGAAGUUACUAGCAGAUGUGCGCAGUGAGCUGAUUCAGUUCAUGGAGGGUUAUUUUGACCAAUGGGAUGCGUUCAAGGCCAGUGAAGGACUUGAAGACAAGCCAGGACUGCAUUUGCGCAGCUUGCGGCAUUAUAUAUACCAUCACUCAGCACGCACACCAUGCAGACAGCAUGCUGAGCAUGCUUUCCCAUGUGGGUUGGCUCAAUUGCGCUCUCGACAGUCGGAGUUUCCCCAGAAGCAGCGUGUGUCUUUGCAUGCAAAGGAGGCAGAUCUUUGCCUUCAGUUGCAGAGCAUGUCGAAGUUGUUGGACGCCUACUUGUUUCAUAGGCUAUUUGCUUUGCUUGCCCGAUACAUCAAAGAUGCGCAAGUGAAACAGCAUGACCUCCUGGACACAGAUGACCUAUGCGACUGGGUGGGGAAACGUGCCUCUGAGGCAAGGAAGUUGGAUCCAACUUCGCCUUUUGUUGUUGUCAUCAAGGAUGUGGAACCACAGAAGAAACCGGCAGAAGACAGGCGACAGCAGGCUCAAAGCCACUUGCUUGUGGAUGGGGCAGAUCAAGAAUUUGGGAAACUGAAUGAAAGGUGUUUGAUUGAGAAAAGGAAGAAGUCAGCUUUGAAGCAAAAGAAACGGGCUGAAGAUAGGAAGCGCCAGCUUGAGGAGGGGCCUGCGUCCAGCAGUGAGUCCUCUUCUUCCUCUCAAUCUUCUGACACCAGCUCCUGCGCUGAUUGA
This is a messenger RNA of Durusdinium trenchii, 6444 nucleotides long. Lineage: Eukaryota; Dinophyceae; Suessiales; Symbiodiniaceae. The record is from the annotation of a GenBank genome assembly.